Molecule: messenger RNA, 4874 nt
Organism: Musca domestica (house fly)
Lineage: Eukaryota; Metazoa; Arthropoda; Insecta; Diptera; Muscidae
Product: zinc finger matrin-type protein CG9776
Exons: 10
Coding region: 190-4617 (1475 amino acids)
Biological process (GO): positive regulation of DNA-templated transcription; negative regulation of DNA-templated transcription
Cellular component (GO): nucleoplasm
Molecular function (GO): zinc ion binding; nucleic acid binding
Source: RefSeq, a predicted model, not a curated record
AAAUCAUUUUCAUUCGAAGCACUGAAGCACGAACCACUGAAAUUCUGAAAUGAAAUCGUCAUUUUAAAAGUUAUAAACAAUUCAAAAAAACCAAUCAUAUGUAAACACAAAUAAACUGAUACUGAAUUUACAAAGAAAUAACUUUUUCAGUGCACUAAACUGAAAAUAAGAAGAAAAAAGUUUAGCAACAUGGAGGAUGAAAUGCUAUUAAAACAACCUACUGACCGACGUUUGGGUGAUAACAGUACCUUACCUCCCGGUCCACCGGGUGCCGAGUUUGAUACACCGGUAUUUGAAUCGAAGAAUGCCCCUCCAAAGAUGCCUGCUUUAGAAAAAGAGAACAGUUCCGCAGAGCGUGGUGAACGUUCAGAACGGUCAAGCCGACGUCGCUCGCCCUCUGGAAGUCCGCCGCCACGUAAACGUCGUUCCACUUCACGAGGCCGACGCUCCCCUUCUUCGCCACCAAGUCGUAGGGGUCGUCGAUCCCCGUCACCCAGACGUAAUCGUUUCCGUGACUACUCACCAGACAGACGCCGUUAUGGCAGACGAUCGCCCGACCGUAGGUCACGUUAUAACCGUGGAGGCAAGGGACGAGAUCGUUAUAGAGGUGGACGAGGUCGCAGCUCAAGUCGUUCAUUGAGCCGCAGUCCAACUCCACCGUCUCGGCGUGGCGGAGGAAGUCGUUGGUCACCCAAAAAGAAACCAAGUUCCCCAGCCCAUCCUCCACCCAUAACAGCAUCGGCUCCUCCACCGCCAUAUGGUGUUAUGCCACCACAAAUGUAUGGAGAUGCUUAUGGUGCACCUGGCUAUAAUCAAUAUGGCGUUCCACCACCACAGGCAGGUUUUCCAGCUGACGCAUAUUCUGGAAUGCCGGCUCAAUCGGCAGGAUUUAAUGCUGCCUAUCCACCGCCUGGAUCAUGGGGAGUUGAUGCUUAUGGCCAACAACAAUGGAUGGCUCCACCACCAGCACAAAUUCGGCAAAUGCCGCCACCUCAACAACCGCCACCACAGCAACCACCACCAACGGUCCAACAGCCACCACCCCAACAACCGCAAGCAUCAGCCCCAUCCCCCGCCGUUGCAGCACCACAAACUGCAGCAACUGCUAACUCUCCGGUUGUUACAAACACCAAUGUACCACCACCACCAACUUUGACAAAUCCCUUACAUGUAUUAUCGGAUGCUGCCCCUGGUACUGUUGAACCUAAUCCUCAACAUGAUGCUGUUGCCCAAGAAGCCGAAAAUCAACGCGAUGAACUUAAAAAGCAGCGUACCAGUUAUCUCAAGAAGACAGCAAUCUUGAAAAAGGAAUUGAAAAUGUUAAAAGAACAACGAAAGGAACUGCACUCGGGCAAAGCUCCAGCCUCACCAACAACCAAGGGAUUCAUCGAUGAAAAUGAAAAAUUACAGAGCCAAAUUCAAAAGAAACUCAGCACUAUCGAGAAUGUUAUUGACAUGUUGACGGGUAUUAUUGGUGAUGACAAUAUUGAUAAGGAUGAUGAUGUUGGAGAAGCCGAUGCCGAUCAAUUACUUAAGGAUGCUGCAGCUUCGGCUAAAUCUUCAGCAAUGCUUGGGGGCUCAUCAACCACCAGCAAGUAUGCAGCUGAAAAAGAAAGAGUUGCGGCAGAAAAGCCCAAAAAACAGAGUUCUUCAUCGUCAUCAGAUGACAGCACAUCGGAUUCAUCUUCUUCAUCCUCGGACUCCUCGUCGUCAUCGGAAAAUGAGGAGCCAAAUAAAGCAGAUGAUGAUGAUGACAGUUCACCAGAGCGUUUGAAAAAGAAAGUUAUCGAGUCUAUGAAGAAUAAGGACAAGGACCUUGUACGCAAAGUUGAGACAAAAGUUCCAACCAAAAAGGAACGUUUCAAUUACGUGUUUUAUGACCCCGAAAUGCAUUGGUGUCAAACAUGCAAUAUUUUCCCCAAAACCGCCAAAGAUUACCUCAAUCAUUUGCAUUCCAAAGAGCAUAUGGAUCGUGAAAGUAUUGAGACACCUUGGCACACUGAUAUGGUGACGGAUCAAUUUCCAACCUAUGACAACGUUCCAACGAAACGUACUCCCAUCAGAGGUUUGACGUUCUUUGUGCCAGCCACCGCCUGGUUUUGUAAAUUAUGCUCCAUUUGGAUGGGGGAUUUGCAUUGUGCUUCAACUCACUUAAAAUCUCAACUACAUGCAAGUAAAUAUAAUUCAUUCUUAGAAGAGAAUCCCCAUUAUGAGGUUAACUGGUUGGCUGAUCGUCAAAAGGUUUUAAAUGACCAAAAAGUAAAUCCCUUGCCUCAGCAAAUCACAUCUGUAUCCACAACGGCUGCUGAGCGUAAGAAGUCUAAGAAGGAUGAUGAUAAAUCAAGCAGCAAGAAACGGAAGAAGAAGAGUGACAAAAAACAAAAGAAAAAGAAGAAGAAGUCGACAAAGAAACGUAAGAAGAACGAUUCGGAUUCUAGCGAUUCAUCGUCCAGUGACUCUUCAUCUUCUACGGAGAGUGAUGAACCCAAAAAGAAGAAAUUACCACCAACCGUGGAAAUCAAGGAUUUAAAUAAUCCAAAUCCAGCCGGGGUUUCAAUACGUCUGUCAAUGCGUAAACAGGAAACAGCCAAACAUGACGAGGGUGAAGUUCUACAGGCACCACCGCCACCUCAAUUGAAAGGCUCAAAGGACGCUGCUGGAUCAGCAGCAUACGUGGGCGGCAAAUGGACUGUUGUCCAGGAAGGUGUAAAGACCAACAGAACCGAUGACCAAGAAGACGAUGGUAUUAUACAAGAAUGGAACACCGUGCAACCGGUAAUUAGCGAAAGCGAAAAGAAACUAUUGGAGCAGCUGAAGGGAAAAUUGAAAAAUAAAACCAACAGUGAACAGCAACAAUCGUCGAAGGCCAGUAAUGCAAGUAAUAAUAACAACAUUAAUACGGAUAACAAUACGGGGCGUUCGGAAGUCGAAAAGGAGAAUCGUCGUGAACGCCGUAGCAGUAAAGAUCGACGUGAUAGUCGUGAUCGGUACGACAAACGAGAUCGUAACUCUCGCGAUAAUCGUGACAAUCGUGAUCGCCGCACAGCUAGACGAUCAAUUUCCCGAAGUCCUACAAGAAGUCGCAGUCGAGGACGGGAUUACCGUCGCCAUAUGCGUCGUUCACGGUCAGCAAGUCGUGGACGUGGUGGUGGCUGGCGUGGCCGGAGACGCAACGAUCGUUCUCGUUCUAGAUCCAUAAGAAGACGUUCGCGUUCUUAUGAUCGACGGGGUGGUAGACGCAAUAGCAGAUCUCGAACACGCUCACCCAGCCGUAGUCGCGUUGAAAAGCCAAUUGUAAGACAACCCGAAUUUAGACCACGUGUCCCCGAAAAAGACAAGGAAAAAGAAAAGAAGGCUGCCGAAAAGAAGGAAAAGAAAGAGACACAGAAACCCAAGCCAGCAGCUACUAGCACAGCGGCCAAUAGCAAGACGAAACUACCGUUUAUAGGAAAAAUGCCGGUAUUUAAGAAACAAGCCACUGGACAACAGGGUGACGGCGAGAAACGACCAGAUGAUGCGCAAACAGUUGCUGCCGGUGGUUACAUGUAUCCAAUGGAUGCAAGUGCCUACGGCACAAUGACAAGGCCACCAGCACCCACAGCGGCACAAAUACAAAUGGCCAUGAUGGAAGAUGCCUAUGGCAAUGCACCACCCUUCCACCCGGAUGCUGGUAUGAUGGUGGACUAUGACGACUUAAUGCCUGACCCCGUACAGUUUGUUAAUAUCAUGGGACAAGCACCUCCACCGCCACCACCACAACAGGCGAGUGAUGAUAAAGAUAUGUUACCGCCUGGUAUUGAUGAGGAAGAAUCUGAAGAGUUUCUAACGAAAACAACAGUUGAUGGUCCACCGCCAAUAUCACCGGGUAAGGGUGAUUUGCCGCAGGACUUGGAAGAUGCCUUGAACAUCAUAUUCCCCGGCGAAAAGAAACUAAAAGAUGAGGAUGACGAAAAGGCAGCAAUUUCAAAAGGUGAAACCCAAAUCAUAAAUGACGAACCCAAGUUCCAACCUGAAGAAUUAGCCAAGGAUGGCAUUCACCUGGUCACCAUUGAAGAGACAUCCCAGUUGGGCUUAGACGAAGCUUCACAAAUGUCCAUGAAUGAGCCACUAGUAUUUAAUAGACCCUCAGCAACUAAUCCAUCCACAGCAUUUGUGGCCGAUAUGGAUAUAGAAGAUUCGAAUUCCCACAGUACGACUGGCCGUAAUAAUGAUGAUGUACCACCAAAACCUUCAGUACGGGAGAUUGCUGCAAAACAAGAACCACUUGUUGAAGAGACUGCAACUUUAAAUAAUGAUGAUAAUAGUUUGUCAGUGAAAGAGGAAAAAGAAGCGAUUGACCAAAAAGAAAAAAGCGAUAAUUUGACGGAAAAUGAUAUUCCAAUGCCCGAGAACGUUGUGAAGAUUUCAAGUGACACCAGUGAACAAUCAAAGAUUGUUGCAACAAGUGCAAGUGAACAAAAACAAGAAGACAUUAUACAUCAUGAAAUAGAUCUCGCCGAUAUUCCGCAGCCACCACCAUCGCCAACAGAAAGUGAAAAGAAUCGUCGUCAAGAGGAAUUGGAUGAUUUGGCUAUGCUAGGCAUCGAUGCCGAUGAUAUGGCAGCUCAAUGUAUGUAAACGACGCGGACAUUAUUUGCCUAGAUUUUUUUUUUCUUUCAAGAAAAGGUAAAGUUAGAAUUUAAUUCUUUUAAACAUAUAAAUUAUUUCUUAUAUUAACAAUGGAGUAAAAAUACAUCUUCAAAGGUGUAUUGGCGUAUUCACAUGCUUGAAUAAUUACAAACCGAUUACAUAUGCAAACUAAUGUAAAACACAACUUAUCACAAUUCCAAGAAAAAUAAAAAAACAAACUGAUCACAAAUAUUUUAAAACUAUUA